Messenger RNA from Hypanus sabinus (Atlantic stingray), 2745 nucleotides. Its product is annotated as L-lactate dehydrogenase A chain-like. Lineage: Eukaryota; Metazoa; Chordata; Chondrichthyes; Myliobatiformes; Dasyatidae. Bases 482 to 1465 code for a protein of 327 amino acids. The record is from RefSeq and is a predicted model, not a curated record. The transcript is spliced from 9 exons. Gene Ontology annotation, biological process: carboxylic acid metabolic process. Gene Ontology annotation, cellular component: cytoplasm. Gene Ontology annotation, molecular function: L-lactate dehydrogenase (NAD+) activity.
CGUGAAGCCACGGGAGCAGGUGGUGGCUGGCCGUAUGAACAGUUACGCGACCACUGACGCUGGGCAGACAAUCUCCGAAGAGUAUUGAUAAUCGCUGGGAUCACCCGUCUCGUAAAGACACUAUCCAGAAGGCAAAGCGCCUCGCCGUGUAUUGCUUUUCUCGACUGUUACGUAAGGUGUGGUAGGUUGGUCGCGACAAUCGGGGCGGUUAGAGUGCAGGUAGACGGCACUCGUCCCACUGCUGCGGUUACUGUUACUGGUUCGGUGACCUGCUCUCUACUUCCGUGUUUCACAUUUGAUCGCCGGUCACUGACGUGGGAGUGGGGACGAGCUAAGAGCGAACUUCGGUUGCAAAGUUUUGAGAGGGAAAACCAAGAAGGAGCCCCCGUUGGGAAGGAAAUAAAUACCGCGGAAAGGUGGAGGAGACGACUAGUCAAAAGAGAUUUCUUACCAUUCUAGAUUGACAGCACAAAUAAAGGCGAUGAGUCUGCAAGAAAAUUUAAUGGAAGAGAUGGCCCCAAUAAUAUCUGUCAAAUCUUCUUCAAAGAUCUCAAUAGUGGGCACUGGGAGAGUUGGCAUGUCAUGUGCCAUUUGCAUUCUAGAGAAGAGUUUAGCUGAUGAAUUGGUCCUUGUCGAUAAGAUGGCAGACAGAGUUAAGGGGGAAGCGAUGGAUCUGUUGCAUGGUAGCCUGUUUCUAAAAUCCAAGAUAACAUCAGAUACAGAUUAUAAAGCAACACAAGACUCUAAGAUAUGUAUCAUCUGUGCUGGUGAGGUGGCAAAAGAUGAAAAACCAGAUAAAAGUCUGCUGCAGAAGAAUAUUGCUAUUUUCAAGGAAAUUAUCCCUCAAGUGGCUAAGCAUAGUCCAAAUGCAAUUUUGCUUAUUGUUACUCAGCCAGUGGAUCUAUUGACCUACGUUGCCUGGAAACUCAGUGGAUUUCCAAAAAACCGUGUUAUUGGUACUGGUACUAACUUGGACACCGCAAGACUUCGUUAUUUACUUGGUGCAAAAUUGAAAAUUAAUCCAGCGAAUGUUCAUGCCUAUGUCAUUGGUGAACAAGGACAUAGAAGUGUUGCUGUUUGGAGUGGUACAAAUGUGGCUGGUAUUAAUCUAAGCAAUUUGGUUGGAGGAGAUACAAAGCAAGAUGUAAAUGAAAUUCAUAAAAUGGUCAUUGACAGUGCUAAUGAAGUUAUAAAGCUGAAAGGAUGCAUUUCCUGGGCCAUUGGUUUAAGUGUGGCGAAUAUUGUUACUUCAAUUUGUAGAAACCUCAAGAGUGUCCAACUGGUGUCCACUAAUGCAAAGGAUGAACACAAGAUCAAAGCGGACGUGUUUCUCAGUCUUCCCUGCCUUAUGGGUGCCACGGGAGUAUGCGGAAUCAUCAAACAAAACCUGGAGGAGGAUGAGGCAAAAAAACUGAGAUGUAACGUGGAACAUCUCUUGAAGGCCCAGCAAGAAAUUGUACUUUGAAAAAAAUGACAAAUGAUGGUUUUCUUUGCACGAUUAGACCAUUUUUGGAACAUACAUGAUUGUCUCAUUUAAUGCAUAUUAGUCAAGUGGUUUGUUGAUUGAGUUGUAUGAAAAUUAAGUGCUGCUUGCUAAAGUUAAAUGAAACCAAUAACAGAUACAGUAAAAUGCAAAUCAAUAUUACAAGUAUGGUAAUGUAUUGUGAAUUCCCUCACUUGAAGAUAUCAUCCAUGUCAUAAUUGCGACAAAGGUGAAUGAAUGAAUGAAUGAAUGAAGGGUUAAUAGCAAAGGACAACAUUGGAUCAGUGAUUAGAUUUCCCUCCUUCCUCUCUGGAGAAGCACAUUUCCCAACUGAGGAGAACAACAGCUGCGCAAACAAUAAAUUAAUUAGAAAUGGUCAGUGUCAGAAAAGGUUAGGAUAUAUAUUAUGAAAACAAAGGUGAUGCAUUUUGGUAAGUCAGAUAGUGUUAAGACAUGUAUUUUACUGCCCUCGGAGUGCAUACGUACAAAGCUAUGUAGUGAGCUAAACACAUUCUCGUGAAUCACCAGAGAAGGAAGCUUUCUACAGGGUUUUAAUGAGAUCUUACUUGUGAAAGAUAUUGUUGUUUCAUGGCCAAAUGAAGAGAAGAUGAAGAUGGAUGUCUUUCCAUACUGUGCUUUGAGUCAUAUCAAACUACAUGCACAGUAUAUUAAAGAAAAACUGUUUAUGUCCAAGAUUAUGUCUGUACAAAAUCAACUGCGCCUCUAGAGGUCAGAACACUCCCCACCUGGCAUCCAUAGGAUGUCAAACUUAACCUUUGAAAUGGAAAGUCAAAUGAUCAUUUCAUGAAAUCUUUGGUAAAAGAAGGAUGGUGUCAGAGAUUGGUCUUAAAGUCUUACUACACUUACACAGUCUUUAACCAUUAUCACUUUGAAAGUAUCGACCUUGAUGUCAUUCCUGGUGGGGAUCAGCUGGACCUGUUAACCUUGAGGAAAGGGUGAGCUGAUUAGCUUGGAGCCCUCUUUGGUGUGAUCAGUCGGGCUAAGAUCAGUCAGAACAUAGCUCCUUAAGAUGUUAGAAAGGAUUUGUAGCUCAGGUUGAGGAUGUUGUUGUUGAGUGGUUUACAGAUGUUGUUACCCAGCUAGACAACAUCAUCAGUGCAACUUCAAGUGAAGUGUUGGUGAUCUACAUUGUUCGUCUGUUAUGCGUCCUGUUUCUAGUCAGUUUGUGUGUGUGUGUCAUUUCUAUUGGUUACCAAUUACAUAAUCCACUAUUGGUUCAUUAAAAUCAGAUGAUAAUUAUU